Molecule: messenger RNA, 1822 nt
Organism: Porites evermanni
Lineage: Eukaryota; Metazoa; Cnidaria; Anthozoa; Scleractinia; Poritidae
Source: the annotation of a GenBank genome assembly
UUUCUCAACCCAAAUCAGGUUCUUGCCAUCACCGUUGACCAGCCCCUUUUUGCUUUGGCGAAGUUGGUUCACUGGAAGUGGCCCGUCUCCCAUGGAGAGCAAGCGUAUGUCGUCAUGCUAGGUGGUCUGCACGUCGAAAUGGCACUAUGGAGUACGCUUGGUGAUUUGCUGGAUAAAUCAGGCUGGACUGCCGUUCUUAGUGAAGCUGAAGUCGCCUUAUCUGGUGUGGCGGAUUCCUUCCUUAAAGCAACGCAUUUAACAAGAACAAGGUAGGGCGAAGUGAGAACAAUAAUAGUGACUGUGAACACUCACCGGGUGGUCAUAAGAAUGAGUGAUAUCAGUAAAGCUUAAUCAUUAAGCUAUUAUUUAAUUUUUCUGCGAGUGCAAAGUUUAGUGGAGUCUGGUGUUUUGUACCAAACGAAACUUGUUUUUAAUUGUACCUAAAAUUAGAGAGUUGCUGAGAAAAACCCCUUUGUUUUAGUCACAAUUACAGCUAUUUGGGAACGGCAAUAUGAUUUCUUUUCAGGCAUGCCCAUCAAGUUACCACUCUGGCUCUGAACAAACUAGAGAGAGAGGCAUUUUCCCAGUGCUUAGAUGAGACAUCAAUGUCUACAUGGGAGGAAGUGAGGAAGAGGAGAAGCCCGAGGUUUCUUUUCUGGGACUCCAUCAUAGAGUACGAGACACUUGUGUCACUAGUUGUACGUGCACAGCGUCAGCAUAACUUCAAUUUGUAUGUCGCGGCCCUGGGAGAUCUAGUACCUUUAUUCUUUGCUCUUGAUCAUGUAAACUAUGCACGUUGGACACCUAUCCAUAUACGUGAUAUGAAGUCUCUUCCACUGAGCAUUGCACGGGAGUUCCAGAGGCAAGGCCACUGGGUUUUGUCUAAGACAGGGAACAGAUUUUCCGCUAUCCCAUUUGAUCAGGCCCAUGAGCAGGAGAACAAGGUGAUCAAGAGUGCAGGUGGUGCAGUUGGUCUCACAGAGAACCCUGUAGCCUUUAGGUGAAUAUAGAAAUCUAAUAAUGAAAAUUAUACACCUCAUACUGUAUUACCAAAAAUUUUUAAAAAAAGGUCUUUACAUAAAAAAGCAUCGAAGAGUUAUAUUUACGGAUUGCAGUAUAAACACAGCUGGAAAAAUGUAUGGAAACACACCACGGUAAAAUGAGAGACCAUUUAUAAAUAAGACUGGUAAUACUGAAUUAAGUUUUAUUUUGUUCCUUUUCCAGACGAUGGAUGCUUUCAGGCCCUGAGACAACAAGAAUUUUGCAUCAAUUUGAGGAGCAAUAUCUAUUAAACAGUGAGGAGUCCACUGACCGUACAAAUCAUAAAAUGGGACUAAGUGCACAAAAGACGUUUAAGCAACAGGUGAACAAUUUGGCAGAUGUAAUAAAGAGAAUGGGGAAUCCUUUCCUUGAUGACUUCCCAGAGCUUGUCACCAUGGACAGCAGAGAUUGCAUGGAUGAUUCUGUUGCCCAGUCAGUGAUUAACCUUAGGUAGCUCGGUAAAACACAGUACCUGGAGUAUGUGAAGGCAGUCAUCAAGGAUAGGACGAUCUCAAUUAGCAGUUCUGUCAAGAAAAACAAACUUCCCCUUUUCAGCAAACAACCUUCGUGUACCAAAUCGAAGCAGUCGAAGACAAUCAAAGCACUACAGAACAAGUUAUCCCUAUUUGCUCAACUGUACAUUGCUAUGCAGGACCGCGAUGCAGACCUUGGAGAAUUCUUUUGCCACGAGGUACAGUCAUUUCCUCCAUCAUUGUCUGAAUUUGGAAAUCUUCGUCUCCCAAGUAGCAAGUCCGAGCUAGUUAAGUGCAUCGUGCAGCCU